Molecule: messenger RNA, 6448 nt
Organism: Harpia harpyja (harpy eagle)
Lineage: Eukaryota; Metazoa; Chordata; Aves; Accipitriformes; Accipitridae
Gene: ALKBH3
Product: alkB homolog 3, alpha-ketoglutarate dependent dioxygenase
Exons: 9
Coding region: 47-907 (286 amino acids)
Biological process (GO): DNA alkylation repair; DNA repair
Cellular component (GO): nucleus
Molecular function (GO): dioxygenase activity
Source: RefSeq, a predicted model, not a curated record
GGGCGGGCUGCGGCGGCGGGCGGGCGGGAGCGGUGGCGCCGCCGCCAUGACGGAGAGGCGGCAGCGAGCCCGUGUGCAGGGCGGCUGGGCCGGCGCCCCGGCGGGACGGCUCUCAGCUCCUAAGGCGGCUGUGGCCAGCAGCCUUGCCCCUGCAGCUGCCAGACCGGCAUGGAUGAGGAAAGAUCAGCCUCACACUCAAAAGCAAUUUGUCUUUGAAAAGCCAUCCGAGGUGGAGCGCAAAGUUCCUGAGACAGGUGUGAUAGACAAGCCUGGUGUGUAUGAGCUCAGCAAAGUACCAAGUGGCAUUGCUAGGAUUCAUUUGAUUCCUGGCUUUAUUGACUCGGAACAAGCAGACUGGAUGUUUGAACAACUCCUGCAAGAUAUACCUUGGGGUCAGCGAACUCACAUCAGACAUGAAGUAUCUUUUGAGGAACCAAGGCUUACCUCCUGGUAUGGGGAACUUCCUUACACGUACUCCAGGAUAACAAUGCAGCCAAACCCAAAUUGGCAUCCUCUGCUGACCAUGCUAAAGGAGCGCAUUGAAGAGUUCACUGGCUAUACCUUCAACUCUCUUCUGUGCAACCUCUACCGAAAUGAGAAGGAUAGCGUAGACUGGCACAGUGAUGAUGAACCAUCACUGGGAAAAAAUCCUGUCAUUGCCUCACUCAGCUUUGGUGCUACCCGGACCUUUGAGAUGAGGAAGAAACCCUCCCCUGAAGAGAAUGGAGACUAUACUUACGUAGAAAGACUAAGAAUCCCACUUGAUCACGGGACUCUGCUGAUGAUGGAAGGAGCUACCCAGGAGGAUUGGCAGCAUCGAGUGCCUAAGGAAUAUCAUUCUAGAGAUGCACGGAUAAACUUGACCUUUAGGAUCAUUUAUCCAGAACCUGAUGGAGUUUGGAAGUGAAGAGGCACUUUGGGCAUUGUUGGAUAUAAACCCACAGCAGAUCCAGAGCCUCAGAUUGCUACAGUUUUAAAGGAAGCCGUACAGGAACAGAGUCCUAUGAAAUACCUGGUGGGGGAAAAGAAACAGUAUUAUGAAGAUCUUUGACAAUCAGAAGCUGCCUGUGUUAUGUGGACAGUGCUGUUUUGUUUUCAGAAAUGAUACGCUAUUAGAUGAUACUAAAUCACAGGCUUUAAGUUUGUGAAAAAACUAUCGUUCUUAAAAGAACACAAAGCACAUCAAAGAUCUGAGAGAUACUGACUGGAGCAGAAAGAUUCGGUGGGCAGUUAUUUUUGCACCUUUUCGUCUCCCCUUUGCUCCCCCAGGUAGUGAUCUAUGUUCUAAGUAACAACAAGACAGGAUUCUUUUAUGUAAAGCCAGCUGGAUGUGCUGUGUGUACAGAAAUGAGAAAGCUGCACUUCGUGAUCAUCUCUGAGUAUUGCUCAUUUCACCAAGGGGUAGUGUGUUGCUUUUCAUUUGUAGGUUGCAAAGUCUCUUCCAAUGAAGCAAUCAGUUUCGUUAUUUAUAUAACUACUUGAAUUACAGUAGUGUCUAGUAGAACAGAGGGUCAAGGCUCCCUUCUGCUCUGCACUCUGUGGUCAGGCUUUAUCCUAACCGUUUAUCCAUGUAGACAAGACAGACAAAGGCACGCAACAGAGACACUGUAGCCACAAGCCUUAUCAGCCAGGUCGAAGCUUCCCAUUGCUUGAGUGUUAACAGUCCUCCAUCCCUGCUGGCUUAAAACUGUUGCCUCUGUGUCAUAGGCAGGAAAAUAGACACAAAGAGAUGGAAAACAUUACUUUCAGAAUUUGCUAAAUUCUUAGUUUCUUUUUAGUUUUUCUUUUUAGAACAACUAAAUUGUGGCUUCCAGUGAUUUCAGGUGGGACAGGAAAUGUCAGCAUCUCUAAAAAUUAGGCUUGUGCUGCCAUAUUUCAUACCCAGAAGAUUUGGACCCAAAUUAUUAUAAUCACAACGUAAGUCAGUUGCAAAGCUACACUAAGAGGAGUGUAGUAGCACCAGGUGCAGCACUUUCUCUGGUGCUACCGCUCCUAGGUCAAUGCAUAUUGCAUUACAAGAGUAUUACUUGGAGGGUUGUCUCUUGAACCUCUGCUGUUACAGAGGAGCAGUCAGCAGCUCAGACCUGAUUCUAGGUUGACUUGCUGGAAUUCUUCAAGUUUGCCUGCCCUGGGUACAUCUCACCUGUGGGUAGGAACCAGAUGACUGCUGUCUGGAUGUUAGGUCAGGUAUGCUGCUUACGUGGUUAAGUUCUCACUGCAGCUACAUGGCAUCUACUGUACUGGAGCAAAACAUAGGUUUGGUAUGUCUUCACUUUCUGCCUGAAGUAGGAUCUAAGCAUGGAUAAAUACUCUUUGCCUUGUAACAUGUUAACAUUGUUAAGCAAGCUAGCAUCCCUCUUCAGUGCAAGAAUAAGUUGGCGUGUAGAAAAUGUCUAUCUUUUCUUAGCCAGUAGUAGUUUAACUUUCUUGUUUGAUGAGAGCAGUCAAGUUAUUAAUACUCAAUUAUGCCUAUGUUUUAACAUUAUGGAUAACUUAAAGGACAGACUGUUGAGCCAUUUCAAUCCCUGUGCUCUGAAAUUGGCUAGAAUCAUUUUCUUUGUAUAUCAAACAACUCUAGAAGCAGCUUCUCUACCUGAAGCACCAUAUAGCUUUUGAAAUGGCUUAUUCUUCUAAAAUGAAUGAAUGUUAUUGGAAAACUUACUUUGUUAUCUAAUAACAUCUUCACCUUCAUCCCAGUUUGUAUAGAAAUACACUUUUGGAGUAUAUUUAAUGUUAAUUGCUUGCAUUUGAAUCUAAGAUCUGGGCUCUGUGAUGUAUCUCCUGAGAAUUAGUGUUGAAGGAGGCAGAUGCUUACUUUCAUGUUUACUUUCUUUAGGUAACUAGAGCUCUGUGCACAUCCCUGUAUGUGCCCAGGUUUGGCAGUCCUGACAGAGAGUGGUUUUCCAUGACCAAGGGGCAGUGCAAAUUUCUCCAGGUAUUCUGACAAGGCAACGCUUUAGCCUUUAUCAGUUCAUACAAGCUACAUUUGUUUACACUGUGUUAAGAGCAGUCAUGCUGCAAGAGAGAGUAGGAGAUGGGGACGAGAUGGAAACUUUUAAACCCCCGAACCUCAGCCUGUUGUGGAAAUUGCAACGCAUUUGAAUUCAAUGAAGCUAUGGCACAUAACUGAUGGUAGGGCCCUGGAGGCUGAUACUGUUCCUGAAGAACAGUUUUUCACUUACUUUCUUGGUUUCAAUUUAUAAUGUUAGCAAAUUGUGGUUUGGUUUCUUUACUUCCUUUGAUCUGGGAGAAGACCAUGGUUUCCUCCCCAGCAAUAAAAUUAUUUAUAAGAGAAAUGCUGUAUCCCACAGAGCUCUCUUGGGGCAGUACCCUUUUGUUGCUGGUGUCUACUAUGUUCUGCUUGCUCUCGUGUGUCUACGGCUGCUGCUUAUAUCCAAAUCUGGUUGACAGUGGGGAGAAGGCACAUGGCAUUGUUCCUCCCCCUGUCCUGAGUGCCCUGGCUGCGAGGGGAACAGUUGGCAUAGAGGUCAAGUUUCUUUGUCAGCUGGGAGCUUGUGGGUCCUUCCUUCCUCCCCCACCUCCUCCCAAAAAAAGUCACCUAGCCAGGUGGCAGUGGAUAGCAACCUCCUGCCUGCUGGGACAGCAGGAAAUGGCUUAGAGCAGAGGAGAUUCCAGCCCACAUCUCAGGAGAUGUUUCUGCAGGGACAUUUUUCCUGUAGGUCGAAAUUUGUUCCUGAAUGCUGCAAGCGCUCUUAGAGUUCUCAAAACGGAUGUGCACAAAACUGAGAUUUCAGAAGUCUUGAGCCUGGUGGUGUUCUCAUGGCACCUAAAGAUUUUUCACUAGAGACCAGGGCAACUUGAAAAUUUCUAGUGCUGCUAUUCAGCUGUUUCUGCUGUUGGAGUCAAGUGCAGAGGAUAAUGUAUUUAGAAUUGUAAAUAUGUAGUUAGGUUCCAUUCUUUAACUUAAAGAUAGCUGGAGGAACUUUUUCCUAGUUACAUGGAUUUGAAAACAAUAUUUCUAAAAAUGCUACCGGAAAGAUUUACUUGCCAGUUAUAAGGCUCUCUUCUGUCCCAGGACUGGUUUGACAGUACAGUAUUGCCAGACAAAAGCUUUUUGAAAAAAGAUUUAAACUCAGAAUACGUUACAUUAAUUUAAAGUAAAAUUUAUUGUUUAUCUGAAAACAAAGGUAUAUACGUACACAGAGGAUUCAGGGGCAAGGGGGUUGCAGAGGUUUUUUGAUUUUGCCAUUAUCACCAGACACACUAAUCUAAGCAUGGAGUAGUCUGUCCCUGUGAGGUAGUGGAGCAGGUGCUAAGAGCUGCUUUGCCUACAGAGCACCUCUGCAUUUUAUUUUCCAUAUUCCCUGUAUUCUUCCUGUGUCUCCCAAACUGCCUCUGCUAGCCUUUUCCUCUCCCCUCUCACUCCCAUUGUCAUUUGUUGAUAUUUAUCUCUAGUUAGGUCUCGUAUGCUCCCUGCUGCAGGUGUGACAAUAUUACUUCAUGCAGAAGAUAUAAACUGUGGGUUUACUUUUUCCCUGUUUCUUCAUGCUGAAAUGUUAUUUUUCAGCAGAGUAUGUGUGUCUCUUCCAAGAAAAGCUGAAAAAUUGCAUUCCUCAAAACUGUUCAUUGUCUGUGGCUUUCAAACAGAUAGAGUCUACUAGUUGCCCCAGUUAAGGUUCCCUUUUCCAAAAUAGCCAUCACCUUUUCUGAAAUAUGGUGGCCCUCAGGCUUGAUGAUAAGGAGCAGACGAAUGGAAGCUGUCUUUGGUAAGGACGGAUAGUGACCUGUCACCCCAAGGGAACGUGCAGGAUGGAGCUGUUCUGAAAAAAAGGGUGACUGGUUCCAUCAACAGUAUGUAACCAUUCAUUUAUUUAACACCUAUAUAAACAGUAACAGUAUUAAUUAACCAUACUGGCGUCAGGAAUCUCUCUGUCUCCAUGCUACUUGCAAUAAUCAUUUAAUGACAGAAUAUUUGAAUAUUCAAGCACAAACUCUUGAUGAGGUUAGAGUAUAUCUGAUUGAAUACUAUGCUUUUGGGCCACACCAGGUUGAUCUGAGCACACGCCAUUUAAAAUCAAUAGCAAAGUUCUGCCAUUUCUCUGCUGUAUUUCUUUUUUUCUUUUUUCCAGGGAAAAAAAACCCAAACCUCUUUAGGACUUUCAAUUUUGAUUAGAUGUAAAGCCUUAGAUAAUUCUAUUCCUCCUGUGUCAGAUUAUUUCUAGCUAUAUAUUUUCCAUUUGUCAUGACUGAUGGGCUUAGUAUAGUUACAUAUAGUAAUUUAUAGCUACAAUAAUAAUGUAGAAGGAGACAGGGUGCCAGGAAGGGGUUAAGAAACCAGAAUUUUCAUGCCAUAGUAUUGGCAAAUUACAGAAGACUGUUCUCCUGGGGUUUGGGAUAGAAGACGUAUGAUGGGUGCUGCGAAUCCAUAAUGCCUCCUUCUCAAAAGUGCUGCUGCUAUUGACUUAGCUAAAAAGCAUUUAACACCCACUUUGCCUUUUCUGGUCAUAAACCUUUUCAGAGUGGAUAUGAAAUCUGCCUCGCUGUGUUUUGUUUUCAAAGUGCUUCUCCUCCAUCCUUGCGGUUUCCAUAGCAACCUGGGCCGUUUGUUUAAAUUGGAGCUCACUGGCCUGUCCUCCCUGCACCUAACUUCUGCUGAGAUCUUGCAGGUGGUAUCUCCUCUUCUUGGCACGUCCGAGAGUGACUGGUAAGGGUUAGAGAGGGGCUCAGCAGUGCUUGGCCCUUCCUAGAGGGCCAGUCACUCAGCAAGAUGACAGAUGGGUGCUUUCUCCCCUGUUGCCCUGUUUGAUUUACCUCAUUCUUCUUCCAUGUAAUGUUCAGUACGGCUUUGCGGAGUUACUACAAGCUCCCUUGAAGAACAGGUUAGCUGGCUGGUCUUUGGUGGCUCACGCUGGGAAGGCACGUCUUGGGAGAGCUAGGAGGUCUUGUUUUAAGUAAAGAAAGUAGGGACUGUAUUGAAGAAUUUUAAUCAGAAUAAGGAGCGAGGAGGUCUGCUGCAUGGCCCCCAUUGUUUGAUUUAGGUUUCCCGACAGAAAUAAAAACUUUGUUCUAUUCACUCAGGAGGUUUUGCUGGCUGAGCAAGACUUAGAGCAGAGUCUUACACACCACAGGGGAUCAUCCAGACAGACAGUGCUCACUGGAUCCAGAAUGAUGCUCAACUGAAAAGUUGUUUCUGCCUAUAGCUACGUGUGCAGCUGCUUUGCUGUUCACAGGAGGGUGCUACUGUGGUGGGUUGACCCUGGCUGGAUGCCAGGUGCCCACCAAAGCUGUUCUGUCACUCGCUGCCCCCCUCAGCUGGACAGGGGAGAGAAAAUAUAACAAAGGGCUUGUGGGUCGAGAUAAGGACAGGGAGAGAUCACUCACCAAUUACCGUCACGGGCAAAACAGACUCAACUUGGGGAAAAUUAACUUAAUUUAUUGCCAAUCAACCAGAGUAGCAUAAUGAGAAAUAAAAUCAAAUCUCAAAACA